This is a messenger RNA of Amphibalanus amphitrite, 2520 nucleotides long. RefSeq names its product battenin-like. Gene Ontology annotation, biological process: regulation of intracellular pH. The transcript is spliced from 12 exons. Gene Ontology annotation, cellular component: membrane; vacuole. NCBI's taxonomy places the organism in Eukaryota, Metazoa, Arthropoda, Thecostraca, Balanomorpha, Balanidae. The record is from RefSeq and is a predicted model, not a curated record. The coding region runs from base 22 to 1359 and encodes 445 amino acids.
GUCAGAGCGCCGCCGGCCGAAAUGGGUCACCCGGCGGCCGAGCAGGACUCUGAGAGAGCGGCCGCACUGGCGCCUCUGACCGGGCAGCCGAUCAAAGAAGAACAGGGAUGCCUCGCAAGAUUCACAAACAGUAAAGCUGUCAAUAAAGGACGCAAUCUGAUAAGCUACUGGAUUCUCGGAUUCGGCAACAAUUUCACCUACUGGGUGCUGAUCACGGCGGCGGUUGAUAUUCUGGCUCGGACUGGGGCUCAGGGCUGGCAGGGUGGCUCUGUUGACCUUCCCGGCUCGUAUGCAAACAUCAGUGAUCUCCAGGAAUCUGACGCUACUACACACGCCAGAAUGUGCAAAAGCACAUCCGCAGGGGCGCUGCUGGUUGCCGAGACGCUGCCGGCCGCUUCCAUUAGCAUCUCCGCGCUGUUCUUCCUCAAGCUGCCCGUGAACGUGCGGGUCUUCUUGGUGGUGUCGCUGUGCCUCACCAGCUACCUGGCUCUGGCCUUCUCCGCACACGUGUGGCUAGACUUUGCCGGCGUGUUGUGCGCCUCGGUCAGCCGGGGGUUCAGCGAUAUCACCUUCCUGUCGUACGCCGGACAAUACGAGAGGGACGUUCUCUCCACCUGGUCAUCGGGCACCGGCGCGGCCACGUUCGUCGGGCCCCUGAUCUACUCCGCCAUGGUCUCGGCCGGGUUCAGCCCGCGCAGGGUCCUCCUCACCAUGGUCACCGUACCCAUCAUGAUGGGCCUCAGUUUUUGGGUGAUACUGGGCCGGCCGCAGCCGUCGGAGCCGGGCCUGCAGAUGAAGCAGCUGCAGGCGCGCUCCAUGCAGCCCGUGGAGGACAGCACCAAGACGCGGAUGCUGCAGAGACUGCGGAUAAUGCAGACAGCAUUUAAGCUGAUUCUUCCGCUGUGUGUAUUUUACCUCGAGAUGUACUUCAUUGGCUCUGGGCUGCUGGAGCUGAUAUAUUUCACUGGCGGGGUCUGGCUGACCCCGUCUCAGCAAUACAGCUGGUACAUCACCAUCCACUGUUUCGGCGUCAUGGUGGCCAGGUCGGGACACAAAUGGUUCCACACGGACAAAUUGUGGUUACCCGUGAUAUACCAGAGUAUGGUACUCGUCUUUCUCUUGUCGGAGGCACACUUCCGUUUUCUGCCGAGUGUUUGGAUUAUGUUCGGCAUUCUACUCAUCCAAGGCCUGGUAGAGGGAACAGAGUUCAAGUCGACUAUGUUCAAAAUCUACAACGAGGUGGACGAGGCAGACCGAGAGGAAUGUCUGGCCAUGAUGCCGGUGGCGUUCUUCUUUCCGGCGGUCAUGUCCGGCCUGGCUGCCAUCCCCGCUCACACAGCCCUGUGUCGGCUGCGCUGAGGAGUCGGGGUCGACCGACGCGGCAGCGGUGGCGACGUAAGACGAAGGUGACGACUGGUGAUGAAGUUAGACGACUGCGACGACUGGGGACGAGUUUAGACGACGACGGUGGUUGGUGAUGUUGUUCGACGGACAGAUGGCUGUUGAUGACGUUAGACGAAGGCGACGGCUGGGGUUAGACGCCAGACGGACAGACAGCCGUUGAUGAAGUCAGACACAGACGGCCGCUGAUGAUAUGGGCGGCGCGGCUGGCGACGGAAGAAUGAUGACCGGGAGGCGGUGAUCGCGCCCGCAGGACGGAACGAAGGAGUAGAUGUACGAGCAUGCGGAACUGGGUUCCGCAGUUCCGCUCGUAAUCAUGCGGAACUGGGUGUGUGAUUUGUGGGCUCCAGGGAUCUGUUGGGUGGCGGAUGUGUUGGGUGGUGACAGGAGCACGUUAAGGGUUCUGGAUUUCCGUGGGUGUUCACAAUGUGAUCGCACUCUGCGGCGGCUGUCUGUUCGAAUGCUGGUGCCAGAGUUGAAAGCUUGUCCAAUCUGUCCGAGCUUUGUGCCUUAUGUGGUGACAUUUGUUCUGCCGUCCAUAUCAGGCCUGGGCUAAUGAUCACAAACCAUUUCCGGUAUACUUGGGGUGCCUUUGAUGUUUGCUUUUUGCUCUCACUUAUAAGCGUCAGUGCCUAAGGUGCCGAAAUUAUCAGACUGUGUCGGUGAAUAGUAACUAUAUAUAGUUAGUUCGCCAGUUCAGUAUCGUGCUGGUCAUUGUAUGCCCACAAUUUUCUCGUCGAGAAAUUAAAUACACAUGCCUUUAAAGAUAAUCAUCAACAUUAGAUGUCAUCCAUCGCUUUUAAAGAGAGGAGCUGGUACUGCUUCCAUGCAGAGUGUUCAAAGUGCUUUUCAUUAAACUCCAGAUUCUCACGUCUCCUGAAGCAUGGCGUCAUGUCAUCAUUUUCAAUGUUGCACGACCUUUACCACGGCACUGGUAGUUGAUACUGAUGCAACAAAUGCACUGGGGGUCUGUAGACGUGACUGUUUCUGCUUGCUUUUUAACACAUGUGCACAGGGGUGCGAAUGUAUAUGGCUGUCAUAUUUCACACCCGUUUGAUUGCUUGUGAUUCAAUGGAACAUUGAAUACACGCCUGCAAUACAUGUGCAUUUAUCGUGCAA